Leptonychotes weddellii (Weddell seal) is the source of this 2235-nucleotide messenger RNA. The record is from RefSeq and is a predicted model, not a curated record. Lineage: Eukaryota; Metazoa; Chordata; Mammalia; Carnivora; Phocidae.
ACAUCUGUGACCCAGAAUGAAUGGGAAAACAAAUCAGGUUCAUUGCCCUCUACAUCAUAUGGAGAUUCCUUUCCAGAAGACUGUACAUUUCUAUCUACAAAAAAUAAGGAAGUUCCUCCUUUGGAAAAUAAAGUUGCAUACAUCAGAGAAAAGAAAUCAUCUUUGAAUCUAUCUUACCGAAGUCAUGACUGCUCUCGAACUUGUCUGAUGAAAAUACCACUUACCUUCAAGGGAGAAAACCCUCUGCAGCUACCAAUCAAAUGCCACUUCCAAAGACGACAUGCAAAGACAAACUCUCAUUCCUCAGCACUCCAUGUGAGUUAUAAAACCCCUUGUGGAAGGAGUCUACGAAAUGUGGAAGAAGUUUUCCGUUACCUGCUUGAGACAGAGUGUAACUUUUUAUUUACAGAUAACUUUUCUUUCAAUACCUAUGUUCAGUUGACUCGGAAUUACCCAAAACAAGAAGAAAUUGUUUCUGAUGUGGAUAUUAGCAAUGGAGUGGAAUCGGUACCCAUUUCUUUCUGUAAUGAAAUUGACAAUAGAAAGCUUCCACAGUUUAAGUACAGAAGGACUAUGUGGCCACGAGCAUAUUAUCUAAACAGCUUUACCAACAUGUUUACUGAUUCGUGUGACUGUUCUGAGGGCUGCAUAGACAUAACAAAAUGUGCAUGUCUUCAGCUGACAGCGAGGAAUGCCAAGACUUGCCCCUUGUCAAGUAAUAAAAUAACCACUGGAUAUAAAUAUAAAAGACUACAGAGACAAAUACCUACUGGCAUUUAUGAAUGCAGCCUGUUGUGCAAGUGUAAUCGACGAAUGUGUCAAAACCGAGUUGUCCAGCAUGGACCUCAAGUGAGGCUACAGGUCUUCAAAACUGAGAAGAAGGGAUGGGGAGUACGCUGCCUAGAUGACAUUGACAGAGGGACAUUUGUUUGCAUUUAUUCAGGAAGAUUACUAAGCAGAUCUAACACUGAGAAACCUGAUGCUAUUGAUGAAAAUGGAAAAGAAGAGAAUAUUAUGAAAAAUAUGUUUUCGAAAAAGAGGAAAAUAGAAGUUGCAGAUUGUGAGGUUGAAGUUAUCCCAUUAGAACUGGAAACACAUAGAAGUGCUGAGACUGAGGAGUGUCCCCCUACGUUCAAUAAUAAUUUAAAAGAGCCUGUUAUAGAAAUGAAAUGUAACAAUAUUUCAAGAAUUCAGUAUCAUUCAGUCAUUAGAAGUCCUAAAGUGAAGACAGCCAUUAUUCAACGCAAUGGGAAAAGGAUGGGAUUUGCUUCCUCAGAGUCUGUCACCUCAGAAGAUAAUGAUGGAUUUAAACCAGCCCAAGUGCAUCUGAACUCCAAAGCCGAGGAAAUGAAAAAGGAUUCAAGCUCCUACCAAGUUAAAGACUCUGAAGACAAUCUGCAGAUUGAAUCAGAUGUGAUAGAUAUAACUAAAUGUAGAGAAGAAACUCCAUCAGGGGGCAGAUGUAACCAAGCAGCCACAUUGGAUAAACAGAGUAUUACAAAGGAGUUCAAGGCUCAAAUGCAAAAGCCCCAAGAGGAAAGAUCUCCAGCAUAUCAAAACCAUCAAGUCUUUUGUGAAAAAGAGUUCCCAAGUGAAACCAAGAAUAUUUCACCUGAUUCUCUAAAGAAGUUUAAUAAAGGGAACGUGUUUUUAUUGGAUGCCACAAAAGAAGGGAAUGUGGGCCGCUUCCUUAAUCAUAGUUGUUGCCCAAAUCUUUUGGUACAGAAUGUUUUUGUAGAAACACGUGACAGGAAUUUUCCACUGGUGGCGUUCUUCACCAACAGGUAUGUGAAAGCAAGAACAGAACUAACAUGGGAUUAUGGGUAUGAAGCUGGGACUAUGCCUGAGAAAGAAAUCCUCUGCCAAUGUGGGGUUAAUAAGUGUAGGAAGAAAAUAUUAUAAAUCUUUAGUUAAUGCCUAUUGAUGAGAUUAGCUUAUCGCGCUGCAAUUAGAGCCAUGCAGGAGAACCUUCAGUCAUCAGUGGAAUUAACCUGGGCUGUGAUCCAUCAAGAGAAUUCUUCUCAGUUUACCCUUGUCAGGGAAUUCGUUUGUAUGACUUAGAAAUGCUAGGAACAAAAUAAGGACAUUUUCAUAUGCAUAGGCUAUCUCUUUAUUCUUUCUGCUAUUCAACUUUACACAAGUGGGAUGAAGUGUAUAUUUUAUAUGAAAUACCAUUAUACAGUUUGUAACUUAUUUGUAAAUUAUAUAUUAAGAGAAACAAAUGUUACAAUAGAA